GUUGUGCACAUAUUUCCGAGGAAUAUCUUUGAAGGAUUAAUUUCUUACAUCUGAUUUUGUUUUGCAAAGACUUGGAAUAGUUGUAUUUGAUACACAUAGUCUACAUCAUUUUUAUACUGUUACAAUUCUUUUUAUGUUCUAGUCGGGCAGGUCAAUAUGCCUCCCACGACACCGUACGCUGGCAAGUUCAGCCCCAGCCCUUACAACAACAACAUCAAUCUCAACAAAUACCACCAGCCCAUGGAAGUGAGCUACGGGGACAUGUGCUACCAUGACAACAGUCUUGUUUCUGGCUCCCUGGAGGCCCUAAUACAACACUUAGUUCCCACAGUGGACUACUACCCUGAUAGGUCGUACGUCUUCACCUUCCUGCUGAGUUCCCGUCUCUUCCUCCACCCCUAUGAGCUCAUGUCUCGGCUUUGUCACCUGUGUGUGGAGCAGCAUCGAUCUGGAGACCUGCUGCUUGAUAAGAUCAGAAUACGGGACGUUGCUCCAAAGAUCGUGCAGCUGCUGACAGAGUGGACAGAGACGUUUCCCUAUGACUUCAGAGAUGAGAGGAUGAUGCGCUGUCUGAAAGAGAUGAGCCAUCAUCUGGCCAGAGGAGAUGAGUACUCGUGGCGGGCCAUGCAGCAGAUGACUCAGCGGUUGAUCCGGAGGUUGGCGGCUCUGGGUCAGUAUGAGGAGGCUAUCGCCACGCUCAACGCCUCCGCAGCCGAAAGACCCACCGCUCUGAAGGCCAAGCAGCAGAACGGACAGAGGAAUGAUGUCCUCAGUGUCUGUGAUGAUUCCUUUAUACUAGCCCAGCAACUCACACACAUUGAACUGGACAGACUGAGUUUUAUCGGACCAGAGGAAUUCAUCCAAGCCUUUGGGGUGAAAGAUUCCCUGGACAACCAUAAGAGUUUCUUCCGAAAACGCAAGACUACUAACCUGGAGGCCUAUGUAGCUUGGUUUAACAGACUCAGCUACCUAGUGGCUACUGAAAUAUGCAUGCCAGUAAAGAAGAAACAUAGAGCCCGGGCCUUGGAUUUCUUCAUAGAUGUGGCUAGAGAAUGCUACAACAUUGGCAACUUCAACUCACUCAUGGCCAUCAUCACCGGAAUGAACAUGAGUCCUGUGUCUCGACUGAAGAAGACCUGGAGCAAAGUCAACACAGACAAGUUUGACAUACUGGAGCACCAAAUGGACCCCUCCAGUAACUUCAGUAACUACCGUACUGCCCUGCGAGGAGCCACCCAGAGGUCUAUUACAGCACACAGCAACCAGGAGAAGAUAGUCAUUCCAUUCUUCAGCCUUCUCAUCAAGGACAUCUACUUCCUCAAUGAGGGAUGUGCCAGCCGACUACCCAACGGUCAUGUCAACUUUGAGAAACUGUGGGACCUGGCGAAGCAGGUCAGUGAGUUCCUGGUGUGGCGUCAGGUGACGUGUCCCUUUGAGAGAGACAGGAAGAUCCUCCAGUACCUGGUCACCACACCGGUCUUCACCGAGGAUGAGCUGCACUUGGCCUCCUAUGAGACCGAAGGUCCAGAGAACCACCUGGAGAAGGACAGUCGGAGGUCUCUCAGGUCAUCCCUACUGCAUAGAGAGCAUCGGUGAGUGACGGUCAUGAGUGGGACACUGGGCGAUCCUCUUUCGCAACAAGAGGCUCACAGUCGACAGGGUCUGGAAGAUUACGAUUUUCACAAAGGAUGGGGAAAAUAACUGUUUCAAGCACUCAGAUAAAGGAUGCCUCCUUCUACGUUUUACAUUUUAGCAGACGCUCUUAUCCAGAGCGACUUACAGUUAGUGAGUGCAUACAUUUUUUGUUUUUCAUACU
This is a messenger RNA of Coregonus clupeaformis (lake whitefish), 1816 nucleotides long. RefSeq names its product ras-GEF domain-containing family member 1B-B. Gene Ontology annotation, cellular component: plasma membrane. Gene Ontology annotation, biological process: positive regulation of GTPase activity; Ras protein signal transduction. NCBI's taxonomy places the organism in Eukaryota, Metazoa, Chordata, Actinopteri, Salmoniformes, Salmonidae. The record is from RefSeq and is a predicted model, not a curated record. Bases 157 to 1596 code for a protein of 479 amino acids. The transcript is spliced from 11 exons. Gene Ontology annotation, molecular function: guanyl-nucleotide exchange factor activity.